GUGCAGAAAUGAUUUUUAUUUUUUUACAGGUUUAUAGAAACCCUGCAGCAUUAUUCGACUGUAGGCUGUGUACUGUACAAAUCAAUUGUAAAUAUAAAGAUCUAUUUUGUAUCUUGUGUUUUGUUAAAAGAAUAAAUAUACUUGUUUUAAUUUUUUUCUCUGUGAUUAUUACCUCAUGUUUACCAGAAAUUAGUUUUAGAUAAUAAUGACCAGAACACAUAAGAAACCAAAUGCACUUAUAGGCCUAUUUUCUGAAGUAUAUAUGAUUUAUAAUUUAUAUUUGACCACAUGUACAGAGUCCACACAGACCUGUUCUAAGUGUAUCUCCUCCUGUAAACUCGUCUGAUGGUUUGAGCUGGUUCUGUGCUGUCUGGACUGUUUCUGGGUGUUUGUCUCUUUAAGUGUCAGUCGUGUGUGUGAAUAUGGCGGAGGACAGCGAGUCUUCAGCUGGUGGCGGGUCGGCUGAGGUCCGGAUGGUUCUUUUGGGUCAGACGGGCUCAGGUCGGAGUUCAUCUGGAAACACGAUUCUGGGUCGCUCCGCCUUCUGGUCGGAUGUGUCGCCCCUGUCGGUCACCAACCGGUGUCAGCGUUCAGGGGGCGUGGUGGAUGGGCGGAGCCUGCGGUUGAUUGACACCCCGGGGUUCUUCCACACCUGUCUGAGCCCGGAUGAGGUGCGCGCGGAGCUGAGCCGGUGCGUGGAGCUGAGCGCGCCCGGACCGCACGUGUUCCUGCUGGUGCUGCGCGCCGGACGCGUGACGCGCGAGAGCAGCGCCGCUCUGGACUGGGUCAGCGCCGCGUUCGGACCGCAAGCUCUCCGCUUCACCACGGUCCUGAUCACGAGCGGCGACGCGCUCCGAGACAAACCCGCCGACGUCUUCCUGAAGGAGAGCGAGGAAUUAUGGGAGUUUGUGUGCAGCUGCGCAGGCGGAUAUCACGUGUUUGACAACACUAAAGGUGCCGAGGAGAGGUCGCAGGUCACCGAGCUGCUGGAGAAGACGGAUCUGCUGAUGGAGCGUAACGCAGGAGCACAUUACACCGCUGACAUGCUGCUGCAGGCUGACACUGCUGUACGCCACACGCAGCAGAGGAUUCUGGGAGACGAUCAGGAGGAGGAUGAAGAGGCCAGGAAGAGGACAGAGGGUCUGUUCUGGUACGAGCUGCUGACGGCUAUGGGCCGCGGUGCGGUGGAGGCGUCCGGCGUGAUGGAGAAGGGGAAGGGCAAGGGGAAGAAGGUCAAAGCUGUGCAGAGGGUGGCGGCCAUCGCCUCCACACCGCUGUCAAUCACAAGCGCUGCUAAAGUGAUGGGCGGAGCCAUGAGAGAGGGAACCAAAGUACUGUACAAACACAAGAAGAUGCUCCUGCACUAACACACACACUUCAGAGACCUUAAGAAAUACGACAUGAAUAAGCAGACAAAAAUAUGCAGCAUCAUCAUCAACACUUCCUCUAGAUGUGAUCAAAUGUUUGCACUACAAGAUAAUGCAUGAAUCUCCCCAACAAAACACAUCAUAAUAAAAUAAUCUCACAAAAUAUCCAGGACAUCUGCACCAAAAUCAAGAAAAUGGGGCCUAUUUUAAGACCAUUAAUAUUUUUUUUUGUGUGUGUGAUAUAUGUAAUAAAGCUCUUUCAAAACAUACUGAUAUGCAUAUUUAAAAAAAAAAAAAUUCAGUGUAUUUUAAUUAAAAGUAUUUGUUAUAUAUAAAUAUAUACAUACAAAAUGUAGCUAUAAUACAUAUUUAAAUGUUCUUAAUUUCAUUUAUGCUGAUUUUGUUUUGUAGACAAGAAAAUGCAAAAAAAAGACUGCUUUAUAAACUUAAUUUAUGACUGCUUGAUUGUUAACGUCUGUUUAAUGAUCACGAAUGUCUGAUUCACUUGAUGAAUGAAUAAAGAUUGAUGAAAUAAAGAGGCGUGACCCAGAGAUGGACUGAAGUGUGUUUCUGCGCUCAUUCGCUCUCAUGAACACAAGAAACUCUUUAUUGGCGUGCUUUAUAAAAACCAGGGCAGAUAAACUGUCCAUCUUCAUUUAAAAAAAUCAUGUCUUUGCCAGACAUCUGUUAACUGUUAUUCUCAGAGUGAAAUGUGGUUUAUACAAAACAUUCAUGAUCUUCUCGGGUAUAUUGGCACAAAAACACUUAAAGAUCCAAAUCAAACGUCCCUUUACAGAAUGAAAACAAUUCAUAGUUGGUCAUAAAUGAUGUACUACAGAGAAAAUAAAA
Carassius auratus (goldfish) is the source of this 2216-nucleotide messenger RNA. RefSeq names its product GTPase IMAP family member 4-like. The record is from RefSeq and is a predicted model, not a curated record. Bases 423 to 1367 code for a protein of 314 amino acids. Gene Ontology annotation, molecular function: GTP binding. Lineage: Eukaryota; Metazoa; Chordata; Actinopteri; Cypriniformes; Cyprinidae. The transcript has 3 exons.